Coregonus clupeaformis (lake whitefish) is the source of this 3297-nucleotide messenger RNA. RefSeq names its product BTB/POZ domain-containing protein KCTD3. The transcript is spliced from 19 exons. Lineage: Eukaryota; Metazoa; Chordata; Actinopteri; Salmoniformes; Salmonidae. Bases 340 to 2931 code for a protein of 863 amino acids. Gene Ontology annotation, molecular function: protein binding. The record is from RefSeq and is a predicted model, not a curated record. Gene Ontology annotation, biological process: protein homooligomerization.
AUUGAGUCACCCCACGAUACAGAAAACAGAUCAGACACUAAAAUACACGCCACUACAAACACACAUGGACCUAUAGGAACGAGUAUAUCGGUGUAUUCUGGAAAAUUAGACGCGCCUGACCAUUACCACAAGGCUACACACAGCCGUAGUUUAUGCUAGGUUAUGUACGCAGGGACAAUUGCUGUUGCUCCGUGGAAGUGAAACAUUUUAUGGAGGCUUGGAAGGACGUGGGGGGGCGAUGAGCGGAAGGGGGGAAACUGGAGAUUGCUUCAACGUACUGGAAACAGGACAGCUUCUCCUGGCUACGAGUGACCCACACGCACGGGACGGGGUGGAAACAUGGCCGCGAAUGGCAACAAUUUAACAUCUGGGAUUGGCGAAAUUAUCCAACUGAAUGUUGGUGGGACACGGUUCAGCACCUCUAGACAGACUCUCAUGUGGAUACCAGACUCUUUCUUCUCAAGUUUGCUGAGUGGGAGAAUAUCAUCUCUACUGGAUGAAACUGGAGCUAUAUUUAUUGACAGGGACCCAACAGCCUUUGUGUCCAUCUUGAAUUUCCUUCGAACCAAAGAGUUAGACUUACGGGGGGUAAACAUUAACAUUCUCCGCCAUGAAGCUGAGUUUUAUGGGAUAACGCCAUUAGUGAGGAGGUUGCUGCUGUGUGAGGAAAUAGAACGUUCGUCCUGUGGCAGUGUUCUGUUCCAUGGAUACCUCCCACCUCCAGCUCUCCCAGCCCGUAAGUCUAGCCCCACCCCUGCAGCCUCUGGCCUUGCCGUUGAGGAUCGGCCUGGUCCUAGUGGAGCAGAGGGGGGGUUCCCCCAAACCUGUCCCCACAACCCCUCCCUUCCUGGACCACCUGGAGCCGAGGGGCCACACAGACUGGGUGCUGUGGUGGAUCCUAGGAAGGUGCUGAUUGUAGCUGGACAUCAUAACUGGAUCGUAGUGGCUUAUGCACACUUUGUCAUCUGUUACAGGAUAAAGGAGUCGUCAGGGUGGCAGCAGGUGUUUUCUAGCCCCUAUCUGGACUGGUCCACUGAGAGAAUCGCUCUCAACGCCAAGGUGGUAGGCGGUCCCCAUGGCGAUAAGGACAAGAUGGUGGCAGCCGCCUCCGAUAGCAACAUCAUCCUCUGGAGCAUCCAGGACGGAGGGAGUGGCAAUGAGAUAGGUGUGUUUAGUCUUGGUGUACCAGUAGAUAAUCUGUUCUUCAUUGGGAACCAGCUGGUGGCCACCAGUCACACUGGGAAGGUGGGGGUCUGGAACGCUGUCACACAGCACUGGCAGGUGCAAGAUGUAGUUCCCAUCACCAGCUGUGACACAGCUGGCUCCUUCCUGCUUCUGGGCUGCAACAACGGCUCCAUCUACUAUAUAGACAUGCAAAAGUUUCCUUUGAGGAUGAAGGAUAAUGAUCUGUUGGUGACAGAGCUGUACCACGACCCAUCUAACGACGCCAUCACUGCCCUCAGUGUCUACCUCACACCCAAGACCAGUGUGAGUGGUAACUGGAUAGAGAUAGCGUAUGGGACCAGUUCUGGAGCAGUGCGGGUCAUAGUCCAACACCCUGAGACAGUAGGCUCUGGACCUCAGCUCUUCCAGACCUUUACUGUCCACCGCUCCCCUGUCACCAAGAUCAUGCUCUCUGAGAAACACCUAGUCUCAGUGUGUGCGGACAACAACCAUGUGCGUACGUGGACAGUGACGCGGUUCCGUGGCAUGAUCUCCACGCAGCCUGGCUCCACCCCCCUCGCCUCCUUUAAGAUCCUCUCAUUGGAGGAGACUGAGAGCCACGGCAGCUACUCAUCAGGCAACGACAUUGGUCCGUUUGGGGAGAGAGACGACCAGCAGGUGUUUAUUCAGAAGGUCAUCCCCGUCACCAACAAGCUGUUUGUUCGCCUCUCCUCCACUGGGAAAAGGAUCUGUGAGGUGGCAGCAGUGGAUGGGACGACCAUCUCGUGUUUCACGGUUAGGGAGUGUGAGGGUUCUAGCAGGAUGGGUUCUAGACCCAGGAGGUACCUGUUCACGGGCCAUGGCAAUGGCAGCAUUCAGAUGUGGGACCUCACCACCGCUAUGGACACCGCCAACAAGAGGGAGGAGAAGAAGAAAGAUGAAGUGGGCGGGCCAACUGAAGAGGAGCUGCUUCAGCUAUUGGACCAGUGUGACCUCAGCACCUCCCGCUGUGCCACGCCCAACAUCAGCCCCGCCCCCUCGGUGCUGCAGCACAGCCGUCUCCGAGAGUCCUGUUCCAGCCUCCAGCUGCAGGCCCAGGAGCCCAUUCCAGAGACGGCCACCUACGAAUCUCUGCGACCCUACAGAGAGAGCCCACUGCUGGCCCGAGCCCGUCGCACAGAGUCUUUCCACAACUACAGAGACUUCCAGAACUUCUCGCUAGGGAAAGGCCUGCUGGAGAGCCCUGAACAGGCUCCAGGACAGGGGGCACGCCCAGGUACAGAGGCCAGAACCCGGUCGCUGUGUGAGGCUGGGGGAGAGGAGGCGGAGCGGAAGGGCUCUGCCAUGGAGCUCUGGGCUAGCCGAACCGCUAACGCCGCUAAUGCUAAUGUCGUUGCUAACGCUGCCAUGGUCACAGACGCCGCUGCAGCUGAGGGUGUCACAGAAUCGUCACGGCAACCGCCUGACAGCCCUGGUGGAGACGUUCGUCAAAGGGUCCAAUCGGAGGAGGAGGAGGAGGGGGCAGGGCUAGGAUCAGGGGUGGAGGCUAGGUCUGAGGUGAGAAGGAAGGGAGGGUUUGAUGGGGGGGUUCUGGGCAGGAAGAGGGCACCUCCCGUCCCCCAGCUCUCCUCGCUCUCCUCAGGGGGGUCUGAGGGGGGAUGCAGUGACUCCUCCUCCACCGCAUCCCCCUCCCCCACCAAGCUGGCCUCCACUUCCCCCCGACACAGGAAGAGCAGUGAGCCAGCCAAUCAGGACAGCAGCCUGUGAGUGAAGGACAGCUCUGAUGUGUCAGUCAGUCAACAGCUUCAGGUAGAAGGUACCCCCCUAAACACUGAUCUAGCACCAGCCCACCCUCCCCAACCCUAACCAUUAGGAGGAACUGACCUUAGAUCAGUGUCUGCGGGCAACUUCAUCUCACAGGCAACACUCAUGACUUGAUUUGUAUGACAUCUCAAAAGAAAGCCCUAUAUUCUCAGUCAAGAGGAAGAAACUUGACACCUGCUGGAAGUUGCUAACUGGCCUAAGGAUGAUCUUCUAGUUCAGAGCAUGACUUUAACUCUUCAUAUCUCUCCAUCAUUGCUGGUAUCUGGUCGCUACACAAUUAAUAAUAAUAAAUAAUUAGGUGGGUGCUUA